Molecule: messenger RNA, 1275 nt
Organism: Chara braunii
Lineage: Eukaryota; Viridiplantae; Streptophyta; Charophyceae; Charales; Characeae
Source: the annotation of a GenBank genome assembly
GGUCUAAGGGCCAGCGAACCCCCGUGCUGCGGGGUGCGCCUUCUAGGGGUACUCCUUCCACCCGUGUUCGCGGUCUGGACCGGAUUCGGCUGUGUUGAUGAGCGGUGGGGCUGCGAGUCGAGAAGAGGAGGCAGCUGGUCGGCAGGGGAAAUCUGCGAUAGACGUUGUGCCCAGGCGUAGAAGGUCAGGUGACACGUCCGUUGUAGGUGUGGGAGACGAGGUGCCUGUCGUCGACCACAAAGACACGUGCUGGAUGUUGGACUGGGUGGGUGGAAUCGGGGAACCCUCGAGUGGGCUGGUUCUGUACGUGGUGAUCAAAGAUAACAUUGUUCCGAUUGGCGGUGUGGUGAAGUGGAGUGGAGGAAGUUCACCGUUGGCCAUUUUGGAGUUGACGAUGGUCCUUAACGCUAAAGGUGAGCGGAUGGCGAAUGUCAAACGCGUUGCUCUUCGUUGGGCCAAACACGCUGGGUACGGCAAAAAGCUUUAUGAUAUUUUCAAUCCGCCCGGGAUGAAGAAAUUGACGUUGUCGGACCUUCGAUCAGUUUUCGCAUUCUUCGACAGUAAUGUGGUCGCAGGGCAUGAGCCAGUGGUGCAUGCUACCGACCGCAUAUCUGAGCCGAAAAACGUGUUUUCGUCGUCCUUGGAGGCGGCUCCGUCGUCGAAAGCAAUCAUUAUAGGUGCCCGCCCUCCGCAAUCCCUUCAGGCUCUGAUUGCUGCAAUGCGAGUUCCGAAAUCGGGGCAGAUCGGGGAGAAAGGUCCGUGUCGCGGCCAAAUCGUGUCGUCAGCCCCUAUGAAGUCCAGACCAACAUCAACCAAGGAACCCGUUUCCUUGGUCGGCCCACCGCGUUAUGAGUUCAUCGUUCCUGCUGGGCCGCAUUAUUUUGGAGAUGAAGACGAGAAGAACAACGAGGAAGAUUUGGAGCGCAGUGAAGAACGCGAAGAAUAUGAGGAGGGUGGCGAUGACAGAGGGGAGCAUGGGGAAGAGAUGGCAAUAGACACUGAACAGACAACCAACGACAGGGGAGGGCCAGGCGAAUUGGAGGGUCGUCUACGGUUGAUUAUGAGGACGACGGGCAAAAAGAGGAAACGAGCGGCGAGGGUGGGUAUGCAGACGUGCAUCGGGGUUCCAAACGAACGCAGUGGCUCGCGCCGGGACAUGGGCAUUGGGAAGCAGAUCGAGGGCGCGGGGGAAUGCACCACGAAGUUGGGGUCGAGCCAGCGCAUGCCGAUGCAGCUCGACUGACUGAGAAGAAGAGGAAGAUCAGGCAAGAGAGC